Penaeus indicus is the source of this 1353-nucleotide messenger RNA. RefSeq lists its product as uncharacterized. The record is from RefSeq and is a predicted model, not a curated record. The annotation marks the transcript as partial. The transcript has 2 exons. Lineage: Eukaryota; Metazoa; Arthropoda; Malacostraca; Decapoda; Penaeidae.
GAGGAGGAGGAGGAGGGGGAAGAGGAGGAGGAGGAGGAGGAGGAGGAGGAGGAGGAGGAGGGGGAAGAGGAGGAGGAGGAGGGGGAAGAGGAGGAGGAGGAGGAGGAGGAGGAGGAGGAGGAGGAGGAGGAGGAGGAGGGGGAAGAGGAGGAGGAGGAGGAGGAGGAGGAGGAGGAGGGGGAAGAGGAGGAGGAGGAGGGGGAAGAGGAGGAGGAGGAGGAGGAGGAGGGGGAAGAGGAGGAGGAGGAGGGGGAAGAGGAGGAGGAGGAGGAGGAGGGGGAAGAGGAGGAGGAGGAGGAGGAGGAGGAGGAGGAGGAGGAGGAGGAGGAGGGGGAAGAGGAGGAGGAGGAGGAGGAGGAGGGGGAAGAGGAGGAGGAGGAGGAGGAGGAGGAGGAGGAGGAGGAGGAGGAGGAGGAGGAGGAAGAGGAGGAGGAGGAGGGGGAAGAGGAGGAGGAGGAGGAGGAGGAGGAGGAGGAGGAAGAGGAGGAGGAGGAGGAGGAGGAGGAGGGGGAAGAGGAGGAGGAGGAGGAGGAGGAGGAGGAGGAGGAGGGGGAAGAGGAGGAGGAGGAGGAGGAGGAGGAGGAGGAGGAGGAGGAGGAGGAGGAGGAGGAGGAGGGGGAAGAGGAGGAGGAGGAGGAGGAGGAGGAGGAGGAGGAGGGGGAAGAGGAGGAGGAGGAGGAGGAGGAGGAGGAGGAGGAGGAGGAGGAGGAGGAGGAGGAGGAGGAGGAGGAGGAGGAGGAGGAGGAGGAGGAGGAGGAGGAGGAGGAGGAGGAGGAGGAGGAGGAGGAGGAGGAGGAGGAGGAGGAGGAGGAGGGGGAAGAGGAGGAGGAGGAGGAGGAGGAGGAGGAGGAGGAGGAGGAGGAGGAGGAGGAGGAGGAGGAGGAGGAGGAGGAGGAGGAGGAGGAGGAGGAGGGGGAAGAGGAGGAGGAGGAGGAGGAGGAGGAGGAGGAGGAGGAGGAGGAGGAGGAGGAGGAGGAGGAGGAGGAGGAGGAGGGGGAAGAGGAGGAGGAGGAGGAGGAGGAGGAGGGGGAAGAGGAGGAGGAGGAGGGGGAAGAGGAGGAGGAGGAGGAGGAGGAGGAGGAGGAGGAGGAGGAGGAGGGGGAAGAGGAGGAGGAGGAGGAGGAGGAGGGGGAAGAGGAGGAGGAGGAGGAGGAGGAGGAGGAGGAGGAGGAGGAGGAGGAGGAGGAGGAGGAGGAGGGGGAAGAGGAGGAGGAGGAGGAGGAGCUGUUAAUAUAUUCCCAAUUUCAUCCAGACCCUCGCACUUUUAAAAAGGUCGUGACCACGGCGACCCAAAGACCGAAGAAAGACGGUGCCGACAUGAAACGAUACGACGCGGAAGCACUUGCACGGUAG